GUAUAAGACCUAACUAAUUUCUCUCACUCGUUUUUAUUUAAAAAUGAAAAAAAAAAAAAAAAAUACCCGUUACAUUCCGUCAUUCUCUACCCGUUUGAAUUCGAACUCAUUGCUCAUACCUUGCUUUGCUACACUACACAUUCUUAAACUCAUUCGUAAACACUGAGAAAUUCAUAUUCAAAUGAGAACCCAGUUCGUCAAAUUCAUAAUCAAACAUGCCCAACUUCCCUCCAUUGCCGUCCGACCAAAAACCACGUCUUCUCAGUAUGUAGCAUCCAGAGCCAGAGACCCAGUAUUUGAGAAAUUCAUGGACAAGUACAAAAACCUUCUCAAAGUCAUUGCCAUUCAGGAUCUCAUCCUUGCAAACCCAAAAAACCCAGUUGUUUCCCUUGAUUUUCUCUCAAGGCUCUCCCAGAAGCUCCACCUUAACAGGGGUGCUAGCUCUUUUCUCCGCAAAUACCCUCACAUUUUCCACCUUUUCUACGAACCCACAAAGUCCCAGCCCUUCUGCAGAUUAACAAAUGAAGCCCUUCAGAUUUCCCACCAAGAAUCCGAAGCCAUUAAGGCCUCAUUGCCUCUUGUUGUGGACAGGCUUGUCCGGCUUCUUUCGAUGUCCAAUUCGAGGACUUUGCCACUUCGCGCUGUUUUCAGAGUCUGGAGGGAACUUGGGCUUCCAGAUGAUUUCGAGGAUUCUGUGAUUGCCCAAAACUCCCACAUUUUUCAGCUACACGAUGCAGUCGAAGAACCCGGUACUCAUGUCUUGAAGCUGGUUGAUGAAAGUCCUGAGAGGUGUUAUACUGCGGCAGUAGAGAAUUGGAGGGUUGAAGAGUGUUGUAAAGAAGAUUGCAGCGUUGAAAGGACUGAAAUUCGGUUUAGUUUCAAACAUAGUUAUCCUCCUGGGAUGAGGUUGUCUAAGGAUUUUAAGGCCAAGGUUAGGAAAUGGCAGAUGUUACCGUAUGUGGGUCCCUAUGAUCAAUUAACGGAGAAGAGCAGGUCUAAGGCUGGUGCGAUGAUGUUGGAGAAAUGGGCAGUUGGUAUUCUUCAUGAAUUCUUGAGUUUGACCGUGGAGAAGAUGGUGGAAGUGGAGAAGAUAAGCCAUUUUAGGAAAUGGUUUGGGAUUGAUUUUAAUAUAAGGGAUAUGUUCUUGGAUCACCCGGGGAUAUUCUACUUAUCGACCAAGGGGAAGAGACAUACUGUUUUUCUAAGAGAAGCUUAUGAGAGGGGCUGUUUGAUUCACCCAAAUCCAGUUUACGAUGCUAGGAGAAAGCUUCUUCAUCUUGUCGUUUUGGAACGACGCGGUUUGGUUAAUGGAGAUUCCCAAGUCGAGCGGAAUCAUUAGUUGAUGAGUUGCUGGAAGAGGACAUUGAUGGAAACUGAUGGCUUUUGACAUGUUGGCUCAAAUCUUUUUUUGCCCCAAUCUCACAAAGCGUUUGGUCUGGUUGCAUUUGGAGGAAUCAAGCCCUACCUAAUGGAGGAACUUUGCAGAUGUUGAUCUUAAUUCGACCGCUGAGAUUGCGAAUUCUUGUUAGUCAAACACGGCCCUUUUGCUGAGGUUUACAUAGCGAAGAUUGCUAUUAACUUGCUAGGAUUAUAAUCUGUUCAUAAUCAUGUUUCCAUUGUAAUACUUGUUUGUUAUUCUGUAUUACAGAUCUAUGACAAGUACAGAGUCAAGCAGUAGUCACAAUGUAGAAUAAACAUUGUUUUGAAUUUGCUUGUCUUAAUUUUGUUAGAUUUAACUAAAUAUGUAUUUUUUUUAUUUGGGAAAAUUGGAGGGGAAAAAAAAAACUAAAUGAAAAAGAAAGAUAUAUUCUUUUUUCU
Ziziphus jujuba (common jujube) is the source of this 1818-nucleotide messenger RNA. Its product is annotated as protein ROOT PRIMORDIUM DEFECTIVE 1. The record is from RefSeq and is a predicted model, not a curated record. Gene Ontology annotation, molecular function: RNA binding. The transcript is spliced from 2 exons. NCBI's taxonomy places the organism in Eukaryota, Viridiplantae, Streptophyta, Magnoliopsida, Rosales, Rhamnaceae. Bases 182 to 1339 code for a protein of 385 amino acids.